Messenger RNA from Lachancea fermentati, 306 nucleotides. The record is from the annotation of a GenBank genome assembly. NCBI's taxonomy places the organism in Eukaryota, Fungi, Ascomycota, Saccharomycetes, Saccharomycetales, Saccharomycetaceae.
AUGGUCAACGUAAAAGUCGAAUUUUUGGGUGGUCUCGAUGCUAUAUUCGAAAAGCAGAGGACAUAUAAGCUCAAUGUUGAAGGUCCAGAUGGGUCAACUGUGACUGUUGGAGAUCUGAUUGACUAUAUUGUCCAGAACAUGAUAAAAAACGAUAAAGAUAAGGAAGUUUUCAUCGAGAACGAUACUAUUAGGCCAGGAAUUCUAACUCUUAUUAACGACACUGACUGGGAGUUGGAAGGUGAAAAAGAGUACGUUUUGGAAGAUGGCGAUAUAGUUUCGUUUACUUCCACGUUGCAUGGUGGCUAG